Messenger RNA from Megalops cyprinoides (Indo-Pacific tarpon), 2562 nucleotides. RefSeq names its product IQ motif and SEC7 domain-containing protein 3-like. The record is from RefSeq and is a predicted model, not a curated record. Gene Ontology annotation, molecular function: protein binding; guanyl-nucleotide exchange factor activity. Lineage: Eukaryota; Metazoa; Chordata; Actinopteri; Elopiformes; Megalopidae. The transcript is spliced from 12 exons. Bases 30 to 2486 code for a protein of 818 amino acids. Gene Ontology annotation, biological process: actin cytoskeleton organization; regulation of ARF protein signal transduction.
AAGCCAGCCUGCACCACACCGCCUCUCCCAUGAGAGUACAGAGGAGCAAGGGGCCCAGCGCCUGCUCGCACUCCUCCGCCUCCGACUACGAGCUCUCGCUCGACCUCAAAAACAAGCAGAUCGAAAUGUUAGAGCACAAGUACGGGGGCCACCUGAUCUCGCGCCGCGCCGCCUGCAAGAUCCAGACCGCCUUCCGCCAGUACCAGCUCAGCAAGAACUUUGAGAAGAUCCGCAACUCGCUGCUGGAGAGCCGGCUGCCGCGCCGCAUCUCCAUGCGCAAGGUGCGCGUGCAGAACGCCGAGGGCUUCUCGGCUGAGAAGGCCCUGGUGGAAGGCUACAACUUCGUGGGCAUCCCCCUGGUGCGCUCCCCCUCCCUGCCCGCCACCAUCAGCGGCACGCUGACCGACCUGGAGGACUCCUUCACCGAGCAGGUGCAGUCGCUGGCUAAGUCCAUCGACGACGCCCUCAGCAACUGGAGCCUGAAGACCAUGUGCUCCCUGCAGGACGGAGGAACCUACCAGUUCACUGAGACCUUCAGCGCCGCAUCCGCUGGGGCAGGGGGCGGCGCCGCGGAGACGGGGGCGGACCCCACCGCCCUGCAGGAGGCGGGCCAGGAGGACAACCCCGAAAACCUGCCCCGGAGCGGCAGCAAGCUGAUGAUGGCCUUCCGGGACGUGACCGUGCAGAUCGACAACCAGAACUUCCACGUGUCCUCCUCGGUCAUGGAGUCCACCUCCGUCUCCCUCGGCAACUGCGUCCAGCAGGGAGGCGCCAGCGAGGAGCCCAAAGUGCCGUCCCAAGGGGAGCGGGAGGCCCCCCAGGAAGAGGGCCCCCCGGACCCUGCGGCGGGCGAGAGCAAUUUCCCGCCCCCCCCAACCAUUGAGCAGGAGCAAGGAGAAGAGCAGCAGCAGCAGCAACCAGAGCAGCAGCAACAACAACAACAGCAGCAGCAGCAGCAGCAACCCCAGCAGCUGGCCCUGGAGAAGCUGGACGCCCCAGAGGUGGAGGGUCAGACGAAGGUGGAGGUGGAGGUGGAGGUGGAGCCCAGGCCGGAGGUGCUGGAGGCCAAGCGCAGCGAGUCGGAGACGGCCGACAACAGCUCAGAGCAGAUGAGCAGCAGCAGCACCUCCACCUCCGCCAAGUCGGCCUCGGAGGCCUCCUCCAAGGAGGCUCUGCAGGCCAUGAUCCUCAGCCUGCCCCGCUACCACUGCGAGAACCCGGCCAGCUGCAAGUCCCCCACCCUCUCCACCGACGUCAUGCGCAAGCGCCUCUACCGCAUCGGCCUCAACCUCUUCAACAUAAACCCAGACAAAGGCAUCCAGUUCCUCAUCUCGCGGGGGUUCAUCCCGGACACGCCCAUAGGCGUGGCCCACUUCCUGCUGCAGAGGAAGGGGCUGAGCCGGCAGAUGAUCGGCGAGUUCCUGGGCAACAGCAAGAAGCAGUUCAACAGAGACGUCCUGGACUGUGUGGUGGAUGAGAUGGACUUCUCUGGGAUGGAGCUGGACGAGGCCCUGAGGAAAUUCCAGGCCCACAUUCGGGUUCAGGGCGAGGCUCAGAAGGUGGAGCGACUCAUUGAGGCUUUCAGCCAGCGGUACUGCAUGUGCAACCCGGACGUGGUGCAGCAGUUCCACAACCCGGACACCAUCUUCAUCCUGGCCUUUGCCAUCAUCCUCCUCAACACGGACAUGUACAGCCCCAACAUCAAGCCCGACCGCAAGAUGAUGCUGGAGGACUUCAUCCGCAACCUGAGAGGGGUGGACGACGGAGCCGACAUCCCCCGGGACAUGGUGGUGGGCAUCUACGAGCGCAUACAGCUGAGGGAGCUGCGCUCCAACGAGGACCACGUCACCUACGUCACCAAGGUGGAGCAGUCCAUCGUGGGCAUGAAGACCGUGCUCUCCGUCCCCCACCGGAGACUGGUGUGCUGCAGCCGGCUCUUCGAAGUGUCCGACGUCAACAAGGCCCAAAAGCAGGCCGCCCACCAGAGGGAGGUGUUCCUCUUCAACGACCUCAUUGUGAUCCUGAAAUUGUGUCCGAAGAAGAAAAGCUCAGCCACCUACACGUUCUGCAAAGCCAUGGGCCUUCUGGGAAUGCAGUUCCACCUCUUUGAAAACGAAUAUUACCCCCACGGUAUCACCAUCGUGUCGCCCUUCUCCGGAUCGGAGAAGAAGCAGGUCCUGAACUUCUGCGCCCAGAGCGCUGAGGAGCUGCUGAAGUUUGUGGAGGACCUGAAGGAAUCCAUCGCGGAGGUGUCCGAGAUGGAGCAGAUUCGCAUUGAAUGGGAGCUGGAGAAGCAGCAGGGGGCCAAGACUCAUUCCGCCAAAAACAACGGGACGCAGUUGGAGAUCCGGGGAAAGCAGUGCUCCCCGCCAGGCAAACUGGACCUGGACGAAAAGAGCGGGAACAAUGCCGUGGAGGCUUCAAACGUACCAGCUCAGUGCGCCCCGGAGCCCCGAGAGUGGAUCCCUCCCGGGUACCCUUCGUAACCACCGGGGGGAGCUCUACCACCCGCAGCUGCAGUCCGGCGCGGGCGUCGACCUGCACCCGGAAACGCUCAUUCAG